UACUUCUGCUGAAACCUUCCUGGAUAAUCAGUGCAGUGAAGAGGAGAAAUUAAUGGACACAAGUUCUAGUCUUGCACAUUAGAAAAAGGCUUUUCUUAUCUUUUUAUUUUAGAAAAGUUGUGCAUAAUGGCCCAAAAUCCCACUGGACUCUGAAGAGCUUUUUAUGAAGAGGCUCUAUCACUGAAACACUUUUGACAUUAUUAAUGCAAUCCUGACAUUUUUUUCUUCAAAGCCUCAUCGAAAGAGUCUGAUAUUAGACAAAAAGAACUCAGACGACUUCAUGCAGACUUCAGAAGAAAAGAUAAAAGUGAGACCUCUUCAUCUCUCAUCAUCGUCUUCCAGUAUUCAGCUCCUCACUGGGCUUUUUGUUGAAGAUGAGAAACCCAUUUAUGACUCUGAGAAAUUGCACAUCCUGGCAUUAAGGUAUCAUGAUCCGCUGGCUGCUUGUAGAGGAUGAGAUCAUCUGAAUACAAAGUUUGAUUUUUUUUCUGGGGAGAAAUGGUGAACUGGAGCUCGUAGAUCAUCAGGAUUCUUAGUGAUGAACUAAAAUCAUGGACAACAUCACAGGUAAUAACACUACAACUCCAUCUUGGAAUGAGGCCACACUCCUCAGCCUUCAGGUCUCGCUCUACGUGGUGUUAGCAGUCGUCACCCUGGUAACCGCUCUCUCAAAUGCCUUCGUCAUAGCCACCAUCUUUCUGACCAGAAAGCUCCACACACCUGCCAACUUCCUCAUAGGCUCUCUCGCCAUCACAGACCUGCUGGUGUCUAUCUUGGUCAUGCCCAUAAGCAUAGUGUAUACCGUAACAAAAACCUGGUCGCUGGGACAGAUUGUUUGUGACAUCUGGCUCUCAUCUGAUAUCACCUUCUGCACUGCCUCCAUUUUGCAUCUGUGUGUUAUUGCCCUGGACCGCUACUGGGCCAUUACAGAUGCACUGGAGUACUCCAAGCACCGCACCAUGCGUAGGGCGGGGAUGAUGGUUGGGGUUGUUUGGGUGAUUUCUAUUUCUAUUUCCAUGCCUCCACUUUUCUGGCGGCAGGCCAAAGCGCAGGGGGAGCUUACAGAGUGUGUAGUGAAUACAGAGAAGAUCUCUUACACCCUAUAUUCCACCUUCGGUGCCUUCUACGUUCCCACAGUGCUUCUCAUCAUCCUCUAUGGAAGGAUCUACGUUGCUGCCCGCUCUCGUAUUUUCAAGACCCCAUCAUCCGGGAAGCGCUUCACAACGGCACAGCUCAUCCAGACAUCUGCAGGCUCCUCUCUCUGUUCUCUUAAUUCUGCCUCCCACCAGGAAGCACACCUACACUCUGGCAAUGCAGGAGGUAUUGGGGGUGGAGGGGGAGGCUCGCCUGUGUUCAUGAACAGUGUUAAAGUGAAGCUGGCAGACAGCGUGCUGGAGAGGAAACGUCUGUGUGCGGCACGGGAGAGAAAAGCCACCAAGACGCUGGGCAUUAUUCUGGGAGCGUUCAUCAUCUGUUGGCUCCCAUUUUUUGUCAGCACACUCGUCAGCGCGAUAUGUACAAGCUGUUGGUUCAGUCCGGUGCUGUUCGAUGUCUUCACAUGGCUGGGAUACCUAAACUCACUAAUCAACCCUGUCAUCUACACCGUGUUCAAUGACGACUUUAAGCAGGCCUUUCAGAAGCUCAUUAAAUGCAGACAGAGCUUUUAGGAGGUAGAACCGGAUAAAACUGGCAAACCCUAAAAAAAUGGGUAGAUGAAUAGAAGAAAGGACAAUGAAAAUAGUAUAAGUAUAUCUAAAUAGACUUGAAACUGAAUUUAUUUCAGUGAUUUAACUUACAAACUGAACUCAUGUUUUAAAUAGACGUAUUGCAUAAAGAGUUUCCAGCCAUUAUUUUUCUUUGUUUUGAUGAUUCUGGCUUAAAGCUCAUGAAAAACCCAAAUUCAAUUUGUUACAUUACAUAUUGAAAUACAUUAUAUAUUAGGUUUCUACCAAAGAUGUGAGCUUUCUUACAGUAUGUCCAUGCACCAUGCAGUUUAUGCACUCAUAUUUGGUUGGGGCUCCUUUUGCAUUAAAUACUGAUGAUCAGCCUGUGAAUCUGUUUAAGUUUUCCAAAGGGUUUUCUUGCUUUAUGGCCCUCUGCACCUCUGAUAUAUCCCAUUUUCCCAUAAAAAGACUGUACUUUUGCUUGGACCAGUCAGCUGGAUAAUUAAGGACAAAGGUCAUUAAAGCAUCUUCUGGUAUCUUAGACAACGUGAAUAGUUUCCAAGUCCUCAGUAAACAUUUUUAUUAGUGUACCUAUAAAGCUUACCAGCAGAGGGGAGAAUAAGGAGGUCCUAAAUAUCCAGUUAGACAUCGAUACUGACUUUAAUUCUUAAUUUAAAUUUUUAAACUCUCAAAUAUUACUUUUAUUAGCCAUAAAGAUUCUUGAUUCUUGAAAAUGUAGAUUCACCUUUUUGAAAAAAGAUUUUGUAUGGAGUUAUUUUGUGUUUUUAUGAAGUUCUAUAAAAAAGCUAUCUGAAAUGGGAAAUCAUUUUGAAAGUAAAAUAAAUAUAUUGGAAAGAAAAACUUUUUUUAUUAUUUUUUUUAAUUUGAUAAAAAAAAAAAAUUGACACCAUAAUUCAGGCCUCAUAAUCACCAAGUCCCAGCUUAUUCUUUUUUUGAACCUAAGGUGUUGGUGAUGUGUUGCUCGUCAGCAGUUGACAAGCAAUACAAGGAAACAAAAAUAAUAAACAUGGUUUCACCCUGUGACACAUAAAUCCUCUCCAGAGUGUCCCCGCAGUCAAGAACAUGGCUGUUAGGUUAACUGGUAUCUCUGUCCCAGUGACCGCCAGACAUAGGUGGGAUCGGCAGGUGAAGACGAUAGAUGACUAUACAAAUGAAAACCCCAGAGGAUUCAAAACAAUCAGAAACAUUAAGGUCAUUAGAAAGAUGUUUUACUGUUAACAACAUAGUAGAUAAAUCAUUGAUAAUUUGAUUUAACCCCUAAAGAUACUAUACAUAUACAUUCACUCAGCACCUCCCAUUGCUUUCACAGACUUGCCUGAACAAUCAGAACAGGGAUUAAAAUUUCAAUUGCUGCAGAGAAACUGAGAAGCCAAUAAUAUGGCAAGAAUAUGUCAUUUAAAGAAUAUUCCUUGCAACAUUCUGUGGUCACAAAGAGCCAUUAAGCUACAAGACAGAUGCUUUUUGCACCAUUUUUCCUCUUUCUCAUACAAAUUACUUUUACAGUUUUGUUUAAUAGUUUACCUUAUAUUUUUGAUACAAUAAAACUUUACCUGGUCUGAUUUAUUUUAAGGACAUUGAGUACAGGUAGGUCAUGAUGUUAGGAGCUGCUUUAUAUUUUGUUUGACAGGUGGCACAGCUCUGUGACAAUGACUGCUGUUCUUCUUAAAUAUUAAUUUUUUUUACUUUUAGUUUUUACAUUUCAGAAUUUGACCCACCCAAAUUUGGAACAUUAUUUCAACCUUAAAAAACUCACAAAAGAAGGAAGGCAAUUAAUAGAGUUUUAUUGAAACAGCUUGUGCUUCUCUUCCACUAUGGUUGGGAAUUCAUAAGAAUUUCACAAUUCUGACUCCUUUAUC
Molecule: messenger RNA, 3541 nt
Organism: Cyprinodon tularosa
Lineage: Eukaryota; Metazoa; Chordata; Actinopteri; Cyprinodontiformes; Cyprinodontidae
Gene: htr1d
Product: 5-hydroxytryptamine (serotonin) receptor 1D, G protein-coupled
Exons: 1
Coding region: 552-1667 (371 amino acids)
Biological process (GO): vasoconstriction; regulation of behavior; smooth muscle contraction
Cellular component (GO): dendrite; plasma membrane
Molecular function (GO): neurotransmitter receptor activity; G protein-coupled serotonin receptor activity
Source: RefSeq, a predicted model, not a curated record